Molecule: messenger RNA, 581 nt
Organism: Drosophila biarmipes
Lineage: Eukaryota; Metazoa; Arthropoda; Insecta; Diptera; Drosophilidae
Product: 5-hydroxyisourate hydrolase
Exons: 2
Coding region: 101-442 (113 amino acids)
Biological process (GO): purine nucleobase metabolic process
Molecular function (GO): hydroxyisourate hydrolase activity
Source: RefSeq, a predicted model, not a curated record
CUCGCUUAUCAGUACUCUUCCCAUCUUAAUGCACAAUGCAAAGAUUUAGAUAAAAAUUUUCUUAUCGGCUGAGAUCAUUAGUCUUUCAGUUGCCUUCAGAAUGGAAGCACGUAAAUUGUCUACACACGUACUGGACACUUCAGUGGGCCAAGCAGCUGCCAAUGUGAGGGUAACCCUUUCCAGAUUGGACGAGAUCCAGGAGUGGAGAUCACUCCGAGCGGCACAAACUGAUUCGGAUGGUCGCUGCCUGCUUUUGGAGCCUGGUCAAUUUUCCAGCGGAAUCUACAAGCUGACUUUUCACGUGGGCGCCUACUUUGCAGAGCGUAAUGUGAGGACUUUAUACCCGGCUAUUGAAAUAAUUGUGGACUGCAGUGAGAAUCAGCACUAUCAUAUUCCUUUGUUGCUUAAUCCCUAUGGUUAUUCUACCUAUCGUGGAACAUAAAAACAAUGCAAAAAAAAUCAAGGCAAAACUACACCCAAAAAAUAAUAAAUAAGAUGUACUGAAACACAAAAGCACUUUAAUUAUAUGUUUUCUUUCGAAAGUGCAAUAAAAAUCGCAGUAAGGCAUUUCUUUUUAACAA